AGGCUGAAGCAGCGACAGAGCCCAGGCUUGAGGGUAUGUAGAGUACGGGGGCGGGUUAACAGGUGGAAGGGAGGCCAAAACGGUACCUGUCCGGUGGUGGGUGAGGGCCGGGUGGCAGCGAAGGGCGGCCCUCUCCGCGCUGGAGGAACACCUGUUGAGCACAUCGAAACCGAGCGCUGGCUGGGGCUGGGGCCUCCUCCGGGUUACUUUGGAACAAAGUACGUGUAUCGCAGUGGCUUUAAAAUGAAUGUGUUGCCUCAAGACAUCCUACAAAGCCCAGGAGAGCAUCCCAGGUUCAUAGAGCAGACUGUUUGCCCCUCAUUAGACUUUGCAAGGAUUCAUUUGAUCAAAGACAAAGAUGGCAUAGAUGAUUAUUUGGCGAAGAAUAUCAAAGGGUUGUCAAAACAAGAAGCUGCUGCUAACAGGAAUUCAUACAAGAAGAACAUCUGCAUAGACAUGCUGCGACAGGGUUAUCACGAGUCCUUCUCUGAGCUCUUCACUCUGAUACAGAAGUGGAAUGCCUUGAGGGAGGCUGCAGGGCCUGGGUCAGCCAUAUGGCAGCAGAAGUCCCUGGAGGAGCAGCCUGAUAAGCUGGAUCAGCUUUACCACUUCCUGACCAGGGCUGAGGGGGCCCAGCGUGCAGGGCGCUAUGAGGAAGUAUACGACAACCAACUUAACUUGGCCUACGGUUUCAAUGACCCUGAGGAAAAAUGGUUAAGUAAUUACUUCUAUGAGCAAUGCUUCAACACUGCUCAACGAAUAAAAAUUGAUGGUGGGAAAAGAGAGGCACAAGCACAUGCACAUAUGGGCCUCAUAAAUGAAGAGCAAGGUCAUGUUGUGAUAGCUGCUGAACAUUAUGAAGCAUUUUAUCAGCUAGCACAAGGUUCGACGUGGAAGGAUGAGACAGGCCGUACUUACAGUGCACUGGCAUGUGAGCAUCUCUGGAGAAUUUAUACAUUACUAGCAGACAAAAUGCUAGUAAAUAAAGAACACCAACAGGCCAUCAAAACACUAAUAAAAGCUUUAAAAAUGGCAAAAGAAGGAGGCAAUAUGAAGAUGGAGGGAGAAGCUGCAUAUUGCUUAAGUUUAGCUUAUAAUUUUGCUGGAGAACAGCAAACGGCAUUAUCGAUUUUGAACACCUCUGUAAAAAUCUUCACAUCACUUUGUGAUUCUGCUGGCCUAGGCAGAGCAUAUGCAGCUAUAGCCAAGAUCCUAGUAAGUCAGGGAAAAGCAAAUGAAACUAUUAAGUACUUGGAAGAGUUUAAGAAGGCUGCUGAGAAGGCUCAUCUAAGCCAAAGCCUGGCUGACUCAUGCAUAUUGCUUGGGAAUACUUACAAUGAAACAGGCAACUACAAUGAAGCUUUUGAAUCCUUCAGUCAGGCUUUCAAGACAGCAAAAACUUUAAACCAUUUGCCCUUAGUGGAUGAAAUAAAGACUUACUGUGGCAUUACAAAGGCUCAUAAACUGAUGGUGGCAUUUAACAGCCAUACAGAAGCAGAAGAUCCCGUCAGCCUCAGGUACCUGCUGGCAUGGAAGGAGAACAGAAGUGACAUGUGCACUGACCCUCUUACAGUUG
Apaloderma vittatum (bar-tailed trogon) is the source of this 1576-nucleotide messenger RNA. RefSeq names its product tetratricopeptide repeat domain 29 (gene TTC29). The transcript is spliced from 10 exons. The record is from RefSeq and is a predicted model, not a curated record. Gene Ontology annotation, molecular function: protein binding. NCBI's taxonomy places the organism in Eukaryota, Metazoa, Chordata, Aves, Trogoniformes, Trogonidae. The annotation marks the transcript as partial.